AUGCCAUCGUUAUUUCUCAAAAUUCUAAUAUACAGUUUGAUUCAAAGUGCACUCGGACAGGCCAACUUUUGGGAUUACGAUGAGAAUGUGACACAAAUCGAAGAGGAUUUUAGGAUUGACGAUGUGACAAAGAUUCUGAAGAGACUUGGAAAUUACAAUAGGAAUGCAUAUCCAUUAUUGAACCAAGAUCUACCAACCCACGUGGACAUUCAGAUGUACAUUGAGGGAAUGUCAUCAUUUCAUGCUCAGUCAAUGUCGUUUUUUGAUUUUCAGGAUUUCCAAGUGGACAUUUAUUUCCAAGAGAAAUGGAUCGACCAUCGACUGGAGCACAAUAAUACGAAAAGGAUUCUGGUGAAGGAUCCGAAACUAUUCGGUCUUCUUUGGCAUCCGGAUCUGUAUUUUGCAAAUGCCAGAACUGCCAGUUUUCAUGAUGUGACACAACCAAACUUCCUAGUUUGGAUAUAUCCAAAUGGAACUGUUUGGUACGAUUGCAGAAUAUCUCUGACCGUGUUGUGUAUGCAAGAUCUUGCCAGAUACCCCUUGGAUUCUCAGAAUUGUGGACUGCGGAUAUUAAGCUAUGCUUACGACGAAGAGCAGCUAAUCAUCCGCUGGAACGGUGCGAAUCCUGUAGAAGUGAAUCGUAGAAUUCGAAUGCCAGAUAUGCAUCUGAAACACAUCAAACACUAUACAAAACGAGAUAAAUAUGCCACUGGAAUCUGGUCUUCGGCAGUUGCAGAAUUCCAUGUGGAUCGAGAAAUCACCCAUCACAUCAUUCAAUCUUAUAUUCCAACGUCUCUAAUUGUUAUUAUCAGUUGGUUCAGUUUUUGGUUAGACGUUGAAGCAGUUCCUGGAAGAGUUUCUCUCUCGAUAACAACCCUUCUAACUCUGGCAACUCAAUCGAGUGCAGCUAGAAUGGCUCUUCCCCAGGCAUCUGAUGUGAAGGCGAUUGACGUUUGGAUGGGUACUUGCAUGGCAUUCGUUUUCUCUGCGAUGAUCGAAUUCACCGUCGUCAAUUAUUGCAUCCGGCGGAAGGUUCGAACGAAGCCGAAGCCACGUGGACUUUCAGAACAAGUUCAUGACCUGGUUGCUCAAUAUAAAGAAAAGAAAGACAAGUAUUCGAACGGAAACUGCGAAAUCAGUUACGAACUGUCUCUUCAACCAUCUGAAGACAAUCCAACACUUCAACGAAACUUCGAGAAGAAAGAAGUUCGCGAAAUGAAUCAAGCGCCACUCUUCGUUCGCCGCUCUUUGCUCCCUACUUCGAAACGGAAGACGAUUGAAGAGAGAAUAAAUCGAGUUGAAGAGAACCGGAAAUACGCACAGGGAAUCGAUCGGUAUAGUCGUGCAUUGUUCCCAUUGGCAUUCAUCAUUUUUAAUAUUUUUUAUUGGCUCUAUUAUCUUAAAUACGCUGUGAGCAAUUCCCCUGAACUAUUGCUUUGA
Messenger RNA from Caenorhabditis briggsae, 1440 nucleotides. It is a transcript of the gene Cbr-ggr-1, whose product is annotated as Protein CBR-GGR-1. The transcript has 8 exons. Gene Ontology annotation, cellular component: neuron projection; membrane; synapse. The record is from RefSeq and is a predicted model, not a curated record. NCBI's taxonomy places the organism in Eukaryota, Metazoa, Nematoda, Chromadorea, Rhabditida, Rhabditidae. The coding region runs from base 1 to 1440 and encodes 479 amino acids. Gene Ontology annotation, biological process: nervous system process; chloride transmembrane transport; regulation of membrane potential. Gene Ontology annotation, molecular function: transmembrane signaling receptor activity; chloride channel activity; extracellular ligand-gated monoatomic ion channel activity.